This is a messenger RNA of Musca vetustissima, 181 nucleotides long. RefSeq lists its product as uncharacterized. The record is from RefSeq and is a predicted model, not a curated record. NCBI's taxonomy places the organism in Eukaryota, Metazoa, Arthropoda, Insecta, Diptera, Muscidae. The transcript has a single exon. Bases 14 to 181 code for a protein of 55 amino acids.
CAACAACAACACCAUGAACGAUUGCUGUGGUAAUGAAAUGCGUAGCGAAUCCAUAUCGAAUAUGCUCAAUGUCAUUGUGGAAUCCAAAAUAAUCAGCAUUGAAGUGUUCACCGCAGCUGUGGGUAUACUCUUUAUGGUCGUCAUGUUGAAGAAUAAAUUCUGGAGUUUUUGUGGCACUUGA